Chelonoidis abingdonii (Abingdon island giant tortoise) is the source of this 1588-nucleotide messenger RNA. NCBI's taxonomy places the organism in Eukaryota, Metazoa, Chordata, Testudines, Testudinidae. The record is from RefSeq and is a predicted model, not a curated record.
CCUGCUCCUACUGUGUGGCCGGGAUCUGCAUCCGGGUCGCGGCUUGCGGCUGUGCCCAUUGUCUGGGUUGCCGGCCCGGACUCGCCAGCGCGGGGGCCCUGCGCUGAAGAGCCUGAGGGGUGGGAAGGGGACCGGCGCCUCUGCCGCCGCCCGAUCCUGCCCUUCGCUUCCUUGUCCCGCCGCCGGCUUUAUGGAUCGCAGUUCGAAGAGGAGACAAGUGAAGCCUUUGGCAGCUUCACUGCUGGAAGCUUUAGAUUAUGAUAGCUCAGAUGACAGUGAUUUUAAGGUUGGAGAUGCCUCAGAUUCUGAAGGAAGUGGUCGUGGGAGUGAAGAUGCAUCAAAGGACAGUGGUGAAGGUUCCUGUAGUGAAUCAGAAGAAAAUGUCUUGGAGGAAGAAUUGGCAGAAGAAGUGAAAGUAGAGGAAGAACAGCAACCAAACACAACUGCUGCAGAAACGAUGCUUACAACAGAGAAGGAGAUGAUUAAGACUGAAAAAAAAGAACAAGAGGAAGAAGAUGAGAAGCCAAAAAAGAAAAAAGAAAAGGAGAAAGAAAAAGCAACUGAAUCUGAUGCUGCGGCUGCUGAUGAUGAGCAAACAAGUGAACCAAAGAAGUGGAAUUUGCGUAGGAACCGACCUCUGCUGGAUUUUGUAUCAAUGGAAGAACUAAAUGAAAUGGAUGAUUAUGACAGUGAGGAUGACAAUGACUGGCGACCUACUGCUGGGAAGAAGAAGGGAAAAAGUGCACUGCGGAAAGAGGGAAGUGAUGGAGAUAAUGAGGAGGAUGAAGAUGAUGGAAGUGGUAGCGAUGAGGAUGACAAUGAUGAGGAAGGCAAUGAGGAUAACAGCAGCACUGCUAGUGAUGGUGGAUCCAAGAAAAAGAAAAAUAAAGUUCUUAGCAGGAAUAGUGCUGAUGAUGAGGAGCUGACAAAUGAUAGCCUGGCUCUUUCACAAAGCAAGAGUAAUGAGGACUCUCUGAUCCUUGAAAAGUCUCAAAACUGGACCUCCCAGAAAAUGGACCAUAUUCUGAUUUGCUGUGUUUGUCUUGGGGAUAACAGUGAAGAUGCUGAUGAAAUAAUCCAGUGUGACAAUUGUGGAAUAACAGUGCACGAAGUUGACACUCCAAUGAGAUUAAUACAGGAAAAGAGAGGUCACAUCAUUGUUUCAAGCUGUCUGCAGACUUGGAAAGACCUUGCUGCAGUAACUACCUCCAGUUCAUAUUCGAAAGUUUUUUCACAGCCUUGAGAGCAAGGAACUUUUUUUUUUUACAUGAAAGAUUAGCUUCUGUGCAAACCGAAUGUCCCGUAAGUCACACAAAUACAUCAUGAGGACCUCGUUAAACCAGCUAACUACAUGUUUGACACACUGCUUUAAACUUUUGUAUCUGGGUCAACGGCACAAAUAUGGUAAGAAAUAUUUCUGUGGAGAAGACCAAUGGAGCCCUACGUUACUCUAAUUUUUUUAGGUAUGGGGCUCAGGAACAAGCGGACUUUUAGAUAGCCAGGCAAUUGGCUGACUUCACUGAGGCAUUUAUAGGGAUAAACUGGUAGACAGUUUAUUUCUUUACAUCCAUUUUUCUUAAUUUCAUCU